AUGCCACCCGCAGAGGGCGGUAGUAGUACUUCAGCGGGCCUAGAGCAGGCUUACCUGUUCCUUUCGACUCCGAGGAAUCUGCUUGAUCCAAUAUUUGCAUGGUCGUACCCAUUCAGUCCAUUUGGCUCGGGGCUCCAAGGCUGGACCGCAUGUAACUACACCCCGUUGAUUGGCCAGGGGUCCGCUUUUCCAACGAGCGGGCCGAUCACGACCCAAGCGUGGAUGAGGAACCCGGAUUCACAAUCUCAGGAGCCCCUACCGAUAAUUCCUUCGACGGAUGAUGUCUUGUCGGUGUUCAGUACUCGUAACAGUAGCCCGAUCGAGGCGCAGCUACCGACUAAAGGCCCGAAGGCCAUCCAGGAGCAAGGGUCUGGCAACGAUCAACAGGUGGACACCCAAAGUUCAAGCCAAGGCGUAAGCUUCAAGUGCAAAUGGCAAGGAUGUACCCACACCGGUACUUUCGGAGCCAAAAGCAGCCUCUGGCGACACAUCGAUUCGACCCACGUUUCCCCGGACUCGCUCAGAUGUCCCGGAUGCAAAAAGACCUUUGGGCGCAGGGACAAAUACAAUGCCCAUGUCCGACUCGUUCAUCGGGAUAGGGCAGAUUUGAUUGAUUCCCUUGGUCGAUCGAAUUGCGCUUAGCGUAUUCUUGAGUCUUCAUUGUCAUCAAGUUAAGUUCUAUAUCCUCGGCGAUCUCGAAUUAUCUUUUCAAAAUCUCCCAAGGGGGCGAUGGCGUUGGCCAUGGACAUGGGCGGUACAGGAAAUAUCAGGAACAGGUGUAAUUCGUGACGUGUUUGACAUUUCGGUUUGAUUGGCCCAUGUCUAUAUCUCUG
Messenger RNA from Penicillium brasilianum, 833 nucleotides. NCBI's taxonomy places the organism in Eukaryota, Fungi, Ascomycota, Eurotiomycetes, Eurotiales, Aspergillaceae. The record is from the annotation of a GenBank genome assembly.